Molecule: messenger RNA, 2316 nt
Organism: Adineta steineri
Lineage: Eukaryota; Metazoa; Rotifera; Eurotatoria; Adinetida; Adinetidae
Source: the annotation of a GenBank genome assembly
AUGUCAGCAACCAAUGGAACCAUACAGCAAGAUACAUUAACUUCUCCGACGUCCCAAGAUCCUCUUGACACUCAAAACGAAAAACCAUAUACUGAUCAAGGAAUAAAUGAAAAAAUUGUACAAAAAAUUCGUUCUCUUAUUGAUAUAGGCAAAUUAAGUUCAACCGAUAUAGAUAAUCGUGUAUGUGAACAAUUACGUUCAAUUCCUGAUGAUAGUACAGCAGUUGAUUCAUUAUUUAAUGAAUUUAAUAAUUCCGAUUUAACCGGUGUUGUCAAUAAAGGUGCAUUUCUAUGUAAUUUUAUUAAACAAUGGAAAAUAAAUAAUCCACAACAAGCAAGAUCAAUAUCUGGUGAUUCAUCAUCAGGACAAGGUUUUGGUGAUAAUGCUCGUACACAUAAACCUGGUCCAGAUGAAGCCAAAUUAAAACUAAUUGUUGACCGAACUGGAUAUAAAACUGAAGUCACAGCUGGUCAACGUAAAUAUGGUGGACCACCACCUGAUGGACCAGAACGAUCCGCCUAUCAUAGUGAAGUUUUUAUUGGUAAACUUCCACGUGAAGUAUUUGAAGAUGAAUUAAUUCCACUCUGUGAAAAAGCUGGAAAAAUCUGGGAUUUACGUUUAAUGAUUGAUCCUGCAUCAGGUUUCAAUAAAGGUUAUUGCUUUGUAACUUAUUGUUCUCCAGGAGAAUCAUCAAAAGCAUGUGAACUACUUAAUGGUUAUGAAAUUCGUCCAGGAAAACCUGUUAAAGCAAAUACUAGUGUAGCUAAUCUUCGAUUAUUUAUUGGCAAUAUACCAAAAACAAAAUCUAAAGAAGAGAUAAAAGAAGAAUUAUCAAAAGCUGUUGAAGGCGUCACAGAAGUUAUUAUCUAUACGCCUGCUGAUGAAGCUGAUAAGAAGAAAAAUCGUGGAUUUUGUUUUGUUGAUUUUGAUACACAUAAAAAUGCUUCAGCAGCCAAAAGAAAAUUAGCUAAUGGACGUGCUCGAGUAUUCAACCGUGAUAUUGCUGUCGAUUGGGCUGAUCCAGAUGAAGAUCCUGAUGAAGAUACUAUGUCUCAAGUUAAAGUUUUAUAUGUACGAAAUUUAACAUCAGAAGUAACUGAGAAUGAUGUUAAAGAUUUCUUUUUGCCAUAUGGAAAUAUUGAACGUGUACGAAAAGUUCGCGAUUAUGCAUUUGUUCAUUUUGAUAAACGAGAAGAUGCUUUAAAUGCUAUGCGUGCACUUAAUGGAAAAAAUUUAGGUCGUAAUGUAAUUGAAGUUAAUCUAGCUAAACCUUUAAGUGAUAAACGAAAACAAGCACAAGCAAAACGUGAACAAAGAAAACCAUUUGAUUCAGAAGAUGGUCUUGCUGAACUUCCACGAGGUAGACCACCACCAUCUGGAAAUUUUGGAGGAUUUAAUAAUAAUAGUUUACCGCGUGGUGGCGGUGGUGGUGGUGGACGAUCUAAUGAUUCAUUCAAUGCAAAUAACUUUGGUGCUUUUGCCGCAGAUAAUUCUAUGGGUGGUAGUGGUGGCGGUGGUCCACCACCACGAGGUGGACCAUCACAACGAGGCAAUAAUCGUGGUGGUCGUACUGGUGGACCAUCUGGUGGUGAUCGAAAUAAUUUUUCAGGUAAUCGCGGUGGUGGUGGUGGAUAUAAUUCAGGUAGCCGAGGCGGAGGUGGAAAUUACAAUCAAGGUAAUCGUGGAGGAUAUAAUAAUAAUUAUCGAGGAGGUUAUGGUGGACCACCACAAAAUAAUAAUUCUGGUGGAUAUAAUAAUAAUAAUGGUGGUUUUAAUCAAAUGAAUAACAGUGGCUUUAAUAAUCAAGGAGGUGGUUUCGGAGCAUUCAGUGGACCAUCAUCGAAUAACAAUCAAUCGUUUGGACGACCGUCGAAUCAAAUGGGCAUGAGCAAUAAUGGCUUUGGCAUGAAUUCAAUGCAGCAAAACCAACAAUAUGGAGGUAUGAAACGACCACCGAACCAGAUGAACGAUGGUAAUAUAUCGAAACGAUCCCGUCCUGAUACCGGAUCGUGGGGAGCGAUGGGCGGUGAUGGUAGUGAUAAUUCCAAUAAUGGCCCACAACAACAACAGAACACCGAUGAUCCAGUGUGUGUGAGAGGGUAUAUCGUAUUCCAUCAUUCGCCAUAUGCAAUCGGUCCAGUUUUGACAUGUUAUACAACAGCUCCAACAGCACAAAUGACGCCAUCAUAUUAUCAUCCAUCGAUGUCAGAUGUUCAAAAACUAAUUCAAUAUGAACCAAUUAUGAACGAAGUUGAUGAUAAAAAUCGAAGACAAAUAAUGAUCUGCAAUAAUGAAGCAAGUUGGUCAGAGCAAUGA